Molecule: messenger RNA, 1224 nt
Organism: Fraxinus pennsylvanica
Lineage: Eukaryota; Viridiplantae; Streptophyta; Magnoliopsida; Lamiales; Oleaceae
Source: the annotation of a GenBank genome assembly
AUGGCAUAUGUUCCGCCACACAUGCGGCACUCGAAGGGCGGAGGCUCAUCGUCUGCGCCGUCACCGACGCUGCCGCCGGAAUCUGUUAACCCUAAUUUCAAGCGAAAAAGGAAUUUUAAUUCGAAAGAUAUUACCGAUAAAAGCGCGGCGGCAAAGAGCAUUGUGUACUCAGAAAAUGCGAUAUCAAAGUGGUUCGCCGUUGGUUUAACAGAUGAUACUCUACUUCUCACCGUUACGAGGCUCGAGCCAGUGACUUUGGAAUCCUAUGAACGAAAAUCGGGUGAAAAGCCGCUCACUUUGGUAAUCAGCGAUCAUCAUCUAAAAGAAAACUGCGAGGACAAGAGUGUCCUGUUGGCAAACCCAUGGGUUUUUGUAGUUGAAACGGUGAAGCAAGACUUGCUUCGUUCUUUUCUGCAAGUUAAAGAAAACAUGGAGUCCUGUGAGUUUGAAGAAGUAAAACCAACCCUGGUUGCACGAUUCGGAAGAAUUCUUUUCCAUGGGAACCGUUCAUUUACUUUAGAAUCCAUUAGCGGAAAGUCUCUGCCAGAAAGCACUUUGAAACAAUUGAAGAAAUCUUUUUACACAAAUGUUCCUCCCUUAUAUAUGGAAUGCAUAACAACUGAAAUCGUCCCAAAAAUUGGAUUUGUUUUGGAAGGGGAACAGGAGCUAUACCAUGUAAAGCUGUCUGACAAGAUGCGACCUGAUUCAACUCUCUCCUGCAAGUGUACUGUGACGAAAGACAGUAAAAAGCUAGAACUUUGCAAGGUUGAGUUGAAUCAAGUGCGGCACAUGGUUGCUGAUAUGUCCUGCCUUGGUAAGAACCUAGAUUUGAGGCUGAUGCUACGCACCAAGAGAAUUUUGGUAGCUCUGAAAGAUGAAGAGAUUGAGAACAUUAAAAGCCUGAUUGGUUCUGCCACUUUAGAUUCAGAAGUGAAGGGUGGAUUAAGGUGGCCCUUGGGUAAACAGUCUUCAGGGGAUCAAUACACUGUUGUCGGAGUUUGGCAUACAAAUGGAAAGACAUUUAAGAAUUCGUCAAUGAGGCUUAAGGUUCGACAUGCUGAUCGAUUUGAUUUCAGAUCUUCAGCUGGAGAGGUCACCAGAGAGGUCAUUCUGAAAAUGCCUGGAAUCAUACCAAAACUGCCGGAACAAACUUUCAAAACUGAUAUUGCAAUGGAAAUGCUCAAGGAAAAUUUAAAAUUGAUCUGGGAAUACUUCUUAUGCUAG